Messenger RNA from Fonsecaea nubica, 1494 nucleotides. RefSeq lists its product as hypothetical. Bases 1 to 1494 code for a protein of 497 amino acids. The transcript is spliced from 2 exons. NCBI's taxonomy places the organism in Eukaryota, Fungi, Ascomycota, Eurotiomycetes, Chaetothyriales, Herpotrichiellaceae. The record is from RefSeq and is a predicted model, not a curated record.
AUGGACACGUCGUUGAAGGAGCUGACUACCGCCCGGGCACAAAAGGGCUACCGUGAUGGCACAUUCACGGCUCGGCAAGUUGUCGAAUACUAUCUCCAUCGCAUCAAGACAAUCGACCAAGCCGACAAUGGCCCCAAGUUGAACAGCAUAUUGGCGGUUUCGUCAACAGCCGUCGCAGAGGCCGAUGCUUUAGAUGCGCAUCUCAAAUCCACGUCGGAAUUGAAAGGGCCACUCCAUGGUAUCCCCGUGGUUGUCAAAGACCAGGCCAGUACCAAUGGCCUCGCGACGACGUACGGGUCGAUCGUUGCCAAAGAUUAUAUACCAGAGCAAGACGCCACGCUGGUCGCAAAGCUGAAGGCCGCAGGAGCCAUCAUUUUGGCGAAGACCACGAUGCCAGACUUUGCCACGUCCUGGCACUCGACGUCGUCUCUGUCCGGGACAACGAAGAACCCAUACGAUACGAAAAGAGACCCCGGAGGCUCCAGCUCAGGCACGGGAUCGGCGAUAGCAGCUGAUCUUGGUCUUCUGGGCGUGGGCGAGGACACCGGUGGCUCAAUUCGAGUGCCGUCUUCCUUCUGUGGGCUCGUGGGUAUUCGAUGUACUCCUGGUAUAAUCAGCCGGACUGGUCUGUCGCCCUUGCUAGUUCCCCAAGAUACACCAGGUCCAAUGUGCCGGACCGUCACAGACGUUGCCUUGAUGCUCGAUGUACUGGCCGGCUUCGACGAAGAGGAUCCCUAUACAGCAACUGCAGUGAUCGCGGGUCCGCCUACUGGAGGAAGCUAUGGUGCGAAUCUAUCUGUGGACAAGAUCAAGUCGGCACGUAUCGGUGUGCUCCGGGGCGUAUUUGGACCAAAGUCGAGCCCAGAGAGCCAAUCCGUGAACAAGGUCAUCAAUGCGGCGCUGCAGACGCUCCAAGACAACGGCACGGUCCUCGUCGACGUCGAGAUACCCAACCUGACGAAACUCCUCGAGAUAACCUUUACGUAUCACGAGCGCUCUCGUUCCGAUCUUGACGCGUUCUUCGGUCGACACCCAUUCCUUAAGACCAACACCAAAGAGAUUUAUGAGUCGAAGAAAUAUCACCCAGCUCUCGACUUGUUCGAGGGUAUUGCCACAGGUAUCGGGACGCCCCAGAAUGAUCCUGAAUUCACCACUCGCCUGCUUGCCCGAGAGGAGCUCCAGCGCGCCAUCACAGUCGCCCUAGCCAAGGAAAAUCUCGAUGCACUGGCUUUCCCGGACGUCCAGGUCCCGGCUCCGUUGCUCGAAGACGUGCUUUCUCAAAGAUGGCCUGCGGCGGCUUUCCCAACCAAUACGCUGGUCUCGUCACAGUCGCUUUUCCCCUCCGUCACUGUACCUGCGGGCUUGACCGAGGGUGGCAGUGGUUUACCCGUGGGCUUGGAAUUGGUCGGUCUACCGUAUCGCGAGCAGAAACUGCUGGAGCUGGCAUACGGAGUGGAGCAACUCGUCCAGGGUCGGAAGCCUCCAGUUCUGUAA